AUGAAUAAGCACGGGACUUACCGGAAGCAUCCCAAAGAAAUUAGUACUCUCACUAAGCUUUCGUAUCUUGAUAUGUUCCAUAAUAAUCUUCAUGGUGUAUUGCACAAGGAACUUGCUGCAAUAUGGCAUAUAAACCUUUCAUACAAUUCCUUUAACUUUUCUCAAGAAGUUGGCAUGAAGUCAGAGUUACCUGAGUAUUGUUCUUUUAAAGAAGAUUCCUUAAUUGGUUGCAAUACACCAGACUUCAGAUCUUGCCAUUAUGUCUCACAAACUAGUACAAUUAAGCACCUCAUUAUAAUUGCUGUCCCUGUCACCUGCAUCAUUCUUAUAUUCACAAUUCUAGCAAUAUUGCUUUUCGCAAGACGCACCAAAAAUAUCAUUGAAGCAACACAGGACUUUGAUAUCAGAUACUGCAUAGGAACUGGUGGAUAUGGCAGUGUGUAUAGAGCACAACUUCCAAGUGGCAAAGUUGUUGCAUUGAAGAAACUUCAUCAAUUGGAGUCUCAAAAUCCUUCUUUUGACAAGAGUUUCCGCAAUGAGGUCAAGAUAGGAAGCUUACUUUAUGCCUUGAGAAUGGAUGAUGAAGCUGAGGAGUUAAGUUGGAGCCAAAGGGUGAAUAUACUUAGUGGAACAGUUCAGUAUGAACUACUGCUUGAGCUAUGCUCAAUCAACAAAGUUUGUUCCUUGAUCGCAUUGUUGUAUUUGUAUCUCGUGUUCAUUUGA
Messenger RNA from Arachis stenosperma, 723 nucleotides. Its product is annotated as MDIS1-interacting receptor like kinase 2-like. The coding region runs from base 1 to 723 and encodes 240 amino acids. NCBI's taxonomy places the organism in Eukaryota, Viridiplantae, Streptophyta, Magnoliopsida, Fabales, Fabaceae. The record is from RefSeq and is a predicted model, not a curated record. The transcript has 6 exons. Gene Ontology annotation, molecular function: ATP binding; protein kinase activity. Gene Ontology annotation, biological process: protein phosphorylation.